Molecule: messenger RNA, 555 nt
Organism: Dovyalis caffra
Lineage: Eukaryota; Viridiplantae; Streptophyta; Magnoliopsida; Malpighiales; Salicaceae
Source: the annotation of a GenBank genome assembly
AUGACAGGAAAGGAGUGCUACCUUGAUUGCUCGACGGUGAGGGAGAUAUGGAAGGAAGCAAGGAAGAUCAUAAAAUGGGAUUUGAAUCAAAAUCAAGAAUCUGUUCCUCGUAACAUAGAAGCAAGCUGGACUGGCUUGGUGGCAGGGAGGGGUAUACCGUUCCAUGAAAGUGUGAAGGUGAUUGGACCUCCUCACGAACUCCCUCCACCAGAUGGAUCUAAAAACCAGGACCAUGCUCCAUUAUGCGAUCCUGCAAGUAAAACUUCCACCGGAAUACAUUCUAUGAAUCUCACGGGCAUCGAGAAUCUAUUCAAGGGUCCUUAUCUCAGUCUCUGUCCUUUCCCACCCUCUCACGAGUCAUGUGCAAGUCAGACACUUCUAAACUAUCGUGACGAGGUUGCUAAAAGAGAAAUCAACUGUCUCCAGAUUCUUCGGUACCAUUUUGGAGGCAUUUGUCCACCUAAAUGCUCAGUUGCUGGUAAUAGUCUCUGCAUUCUAAAUUUGUUAGGAGCCCUCCCUCGGCCUCAAGACUAUAAUUACUUCUUCCAAUCAUAA